Molecule: messenger RNA, 897 nt
Organism: Wallemia ichthyophaga EXF-994
Lineage: Eukaryota; Fungi; Basidiomycota; Wallemiomycetes; Wallemiales; Wallemiaceae
Product: Cytosolic Fe-S cluster assembly factor NUBP2-like protein
Exons: 1
Coding region: 1-897 (298 amino acids)
Biological process (GO): iron-sulfur cluster assembly
Cellular component (GO): cytosol
Molecular function (GO): 4 iron, 4 sulfur cluster binding; ATP binding; ATP-dependent FeS chaperone activity
Source: RefSeq, a predicted model, not a curated record
AUGGAUCUAGACAGUCCAGUGGUUAAGCGUCUCCAGAAUGUUAAGUCUAUAAUACUCGUCCUUAGUGGUAAAGGCGGGGUGGGUAAAUCAUCGGUAGCCACCCAGUUGGCGUUAUCAGCGACGACUUCAACCAAUGCAAAAGUGGGAUUGCUAGAUGUCGAUCUCACGGGACCUUCUCUCCCGCGGAUGCUCGGUCUCGAUGGUCACUCUGUCCACAUGGGUCUCCACGGUCAGGGUUGGGUGCCUGUACAUGCCGACCGCGCUGGAAAGCUGUCUGUAAUGUCAAUAGCUUUCCUCCUCAAGAGCAAGAACGAUGCCGUUGUGUGGCGUGGGCCAAAGAAGAGCGCAAUGAUUCGCCAGUUCCUCGCUGAUGUCAAGUGGGAUUGCGACACUCUCAUCAUCGAUACUCCUCCAGGCACAUCCGAUGAACAUAUAGCCCUCACUGAACAUCUCGCUCCUCUCGCCGAUAGGAUACAUGCCGUCAUCGUCACAACCCCCCAAGCGGUAGCGUUGAGCGACGUCCAGAAGGAAAUUACUUUUGCAAGGACUGUCGGCAUACCCAUCCUCGGUCUCAUAGAGAACAUGUCUGGCUACGCUUGUCCCCAUUGCGCUGAUUGCACUAACGUCUUUUCUACGGGCGGCGGAGAAUCACUCGCGAAGAGAGAACAUAUCCUAUUCCUCGGUAAAGUUCCCAUAGAUCCCCUCCUCGUUAAGCUGCUCGAUGAUAUCAAAAUUUUGCAGAUGAAGAAGGAGGAGCAGGCCAAGCAGGGCGGCAUUACACUCUCUGUGCAGGAUCAGGAAGCUAUCUCUACAACUCUCAUAGAGCGCUACCAAAGUAUACCGACAUACAAGGUGUUUGAGAGUAUAGCUCGGCGAAUACUCGAAGCUGUUCACUAG